This is a messenger RNA of Endocarpon pusillum Z07020, 453 nucleotides long. RefSeq lists its product as uncharacterized. The record is from RefSeq and is a predicted model, not a curated record. NCBI's taxonomy places the organism in Eukaryota, Fungi, Ascomycota, Eurotiomycetes, Verrucariales, Verrucariaceae. The transcript is spliced from 2 exons. The coding region runs from base 1 to 453 and encodes 150 amino acids.
AUGGAUCCAGAGCGCGUACGAGUCAUUCGGGAGUGGGAGAAACCCAACCCAGGAGAUGUCCGCGCGGUACGGAGAUUCCUGGGGUUUGUCAACUUCUAUCGACGAUUCUGCUUAGGAUUCAGCAAGGCCCUGAAGGACCUCGUUUCGAAGGAGCCAGUCCUCGCUCAUUUCGACCCUGAGAAGGAGACGGUUGUGGAGUGCAACGCGAGCGACCCGCAACAAGGGGAGGAUGGAGAACUCCAUCCUGUGGCAUUCUUCUCAACAAGUAUGGCACCAGCAGAGCGUAAUUACGCGAUUUACGACAAGGAACUGCUGGCUAUUGUCCGUUGUUUCGAGGAAUGGUCGCCGGAGCUACGCUCGCUAGGAGAGGAUCCUGUCCAAAUACUCACAGAUCACAAGGCUCUGGAGUAUUUCAUGUCAACGAAGAAGCUGACACGUCGGCAAGCACGCUAG